AUGAGAUUGAAAAGAAAGAUACUGUUGGUGGUCCCCUUUCUUUCCUCCCUGCUGUUGGUUGAGCACUAUUUCAGGGAGCAAGUAAAAGAACUCCAGCUCUCAGACUGGUUUAAUCCUAGAAAACGCCCGGAUGUUAUAACAACAACCGAGUGGCAGGCUCCGGUCAUCUGGGAAGGAACGUUUAACAGACAGGUCCUGAACAGCUAUUAUCAGAGGCAGAACAUCACCGUGGGCCUGGCCGUGCUGGCUGUAGGCAGGUUUGUAGACGAGUACCUGGAACUGUUCAUCCAAUCUGCUGACAAGCACUUCAUGGCUGGCUACAAGGUUAUUUUUUAUGUCAUGGUGGAUGCCUUGUUCCAGCUUCCUGCCAUAAAGUUAGGCCCUCUUCGAACGUUCAAAGUCCUUCAAGUCGACAAAGAGUACUGGCAGUACGACCUUAACCUCAUACGCAUGAAGAACUUGGGCGACCACAUCGUAGGACACAUCCAGAAGGAAGUGGACUUCCUCUUCAGCAUGGCCGUCAAUCAGGUCUUCUAUAGUGACUUUGGGGUGGAGACCCUGGGAGAUUCAGUGGCCCAGCUCCACGCGUGGUGGUAUUUCCAGAACACUAAGAAUUUACCCUAUGAGAGGAGGCCUUGGUCAGCAGCCUGCAUCCCGCUUGGACUGGGAGAUUUCUAUUACAAUGGCGCCAUUGUUGGUGGCAAACCACAGGAGAUUCUAAGCUUCAUUGAUGAAUAUCUAAAGGGCUUUUUUCAUGAUACCAAGAAGAAACUCAAUAGCACCUUUGAAAACCACAUAAACAAAUACUUUUUCCUGAAUAAGCCCUCUAAAUUGCUAUCGCCAGAAUACAGCUGGGACCCCAAAUUUUACCUUCCCCCACAAAUUAGAUACAUUAAAGUGGCGUGGCUACCAGAAACAGACUGA
Molecule: messenger RNA, 924 nt
Organism: Chrysochloris asiatica (Cape golden mole)
Lineage: Eukaryota; Metazoa; Chordata; Mammalia; Afrosoricida; Chrysochloridae
Gene: GLT6D1
Product: glycosyltransferase 6 domain containing 1
Exons: 4
Coding region: 1-924 (307 amino acids)
Biological process (GO): carbohydrate metabolic process
Cellular component (GO): Golgi apparatus; membrane; vesicle
Molecular function (GO): hexosyltransferase activity
Source: RefSeq, a predicted model, not a curated record